GCCCGCAGCAGCAGCAACCACCAAAUGUCCAACAGCAGCCCCACCCAAAGCACCACGUCCAUCAACUACAACCGCACCACUCGAGGUGGCUUCAAUAGCCGUGGUGGUAGGGGUGAUCGCGGUGGCGGAAUGGGCAACGGCCAUGGGAACGGAAAUGGCAAUCGCUACCAAGGAGGAGCUCCACGUCAUUUCGAUGACCGCGAGGAUCAUCAAUCGUCCAGCAGUGGAGGAUUCCAACGCAAUCGCAACUUCAACUUCAAUCGGUAA
Drosophila erecta is the source of this 267-nucleotide messenger RNA. Its product is annotated as H/ACA ribonucleoprotein complex subunit 1-like. The transcript has a single exon. NCBI's taxonomy places the organism in Eukaryota, Metazoa, Arthropoda, Insecta, Diptera, Drosophilidae. Bases 25 to 267 code for a protein of 80 amino acids. The record is from RefSeq and is a predicted model, not a curated record.